AUGACCGCGUUAAACUGGAAAAACCCUGAGUUGGACAAUGAAAUCGGUUCUGAAGUUAAGUUAACCUACGGAUUUGGACCAGUCCCCACCAAGAAUAAAAGAAUCUUUUACUUUGAUAUUGACAAUUGUCUCUAUGAACGAUCUACAAAGAUUCAUGACUUGAUGCAAGUAAAAAUCCACCAGUAUUUCAAAGAUCACCUUCUGCUUGACGAUGAUGAGGCAAACAGGCUCCAUAUGACGUACUACAAAACAUACGGAUUGGCAAUCGAAGGUUUGGUUCGAAACCAUAAAGUGGAUGCCUUGGAAUACAACUCCAAAGUCGAUGACUCUUUAGACUUGAAAUCUGCCUUGAAGCCUAACCCAGAAUUGAGAGAGAUGUUGAUCAAAAUCCGUCAAUCAGGCAAGUUCGACUACUUCUGGCUUGUUACAAACGCUUACAAGAAUCACGCGUUAAGAUGUAUUUCAUUCUUAGGCUUGGGAGAUUUGUUUGAUGGGUUGACCUUCUGUGAUUAUUCCAAUUUCCCCAUCGUAUGCAAGCCAAUGACUAAGUACUACCACAACGUGUUUCAGUUGACAGGUAUUGACUUCGAGGACAAGGAAGCGAUGGGCCAGCAAUACUUCAUCGAUGAUAGCGAAAUCAACGUGAAGGCUGCCUUUGAUUUGGGCAUGGGGAAUGUUUACCACUAUGUCGAAGUUGAUAAAGAGUAUGAAGCCUUGAUACGUAAAGAAGACUUCAACAAGUACUAUGGUGAAGGUAAGAUAAAGCUAGUGAGGCAUAUUUUAGAUGUUGGCAAAGACUUUUGA
Dujonia railenensis is the source of this 804-nucleotide messenger RNA. NCBI's taxonomy places the organism in Eukaryota, Fungi, Ascomycota, Pichiomycetes, Serinales, Debaryomycetaceae. The record is from the annotation of a GenBank genome assembly.